Neohortaea acidophila is the source of this 2660-nucleotide messenger RNA. RefSeq lists its product as uncharacterized. Gene Ontology annotation, cellular component: actin filament; cytoplasm. The record is from RefSeq and is a predicted model, not a curated record. The coding region runs from base 119 to 2617 and encodes 832 amino acids. The transcript is spliced from 2 exons. NCBI's taxonomy places the organism in Eukaryota, Fungi, Ascomycota, Dothideomycetes, Mycosphaerellales, Teratosphaeriaceae. Gene Ontology annotation, biological process: actin filament polymerization. Gene Ontology annotation, molecular function: actin binding; microtubule binding.
GCAAUUGCCGCGUGCCCCCAAAUACACUCCUCCUCGCUUGCGCCCCGCACGUCGCACAAAACCCCGCAUCACACCGCUCACGCCCACAACGGCCUGAAAGGCCGCGGAAGCCUCAACAAUGGCUACCCGACGGUACACGCGCGAAGAGCUGCUCACCCUGCGCUCUUCGCCGCUCGUGCACAAGCCCGAGGACUUGCCGGCGAUCGAGCAGUGGAUAGAGUAUGUCUACGUCUACACCGGCGAUUCGAGGGAGAAGCUAAGGAUCCCGCACAGUGAAUCGCUGCAACAACAACAACAGACGUCCACGAGUACGAAGAGGCAGCCGUUGGCUAAGACUGCUGCGACUGGAGGGGAUGCUUCGCCUAUGGGCAGCUUUAGUACGGGUGUCCGACCGGGAUUGGUUAGCAGGACUACGGGGAGCAAGAGUGGUGAGGACAUAUCGCUGGGACCGCCUAAGACUAUGUUUCCCUCGAGCAGAAACACACCUCGUCCCUCGGAUGCUGGCUUGACUAGCGCGAAUCAGACCGCCACUGGUGAUGAACAAGAUGGAGCUAGGAAUCGAUUCCUUGGAGAGCGCACUAACCGCAGAAGUGUGGUUGAAAGAGAGGGGAGAGAUACUCGCGACGCCUGGACAAUCGUUCGAGAGAAAAGAGCUUUUGGUGGUAACGAUGACGAACACAGACAAGACAACAGGAAUCAGCGACGAGACCGAGAUCAAGAUGGUGAGCGCAGGAAUGGGCAUGGUGAGAGGCAGGAGGGCCGCUGGGGUGAGAGGCGGCAGAACGGAGACAGACAGGGCGGGUGGCGAGACCGCCAGGGUGGCGACCGCGACAGAAGAGACAGAGACUGGGAGCGAGCGGCUGGUACAGAGAAAGCGCCGGAGUGGAUGGAUGACCCCGCUCCACCAGGCGGAGACGACGAUCUAUCAUCAAUGGGCAUGCCGCGCAACCAAGAGCAGUUCCAGAAAUGGAAGGAAGCUAUGAGUGGGAAGAAGGCGACGGCGGAAACUCCUGAACCAGCUGCGAGAGCUGUGACUCCACCGCCCAAGGAAGUCGAGCCGACCAAUCCCAUGACAACACUCAAACUCGAGGGAGUGGCCGACAAGCCAUUCGGGAGCUGGGGUGAAGGGAAGUCAUCACAGGACAGUUCAUCCAAGCCUUCUGCUAUGAAGGGAAAACCCAGCCGGUUCGCGUCGAUGUUCAAAGUGGCGUCACCGAAGGACGACGAAACGUUUGCAGAUCCACCACCACCUGCAACUGCACCGCCAAUCAAUUCUGCAGAAGACGCGGCGGGGUUCCAACGCAUUCUGCAGAUGCUUGGUGGGACGGGUAUUGCGCAAGCGCCUGCGCCAGAGACGCCGUCCUCGCCUCCUGGCCGAAGUACUUCCGGUGGCUCGAAGCAGAGGAGCCGAUUCACUGGCUUCUUCGAUCAGACGCCUAAGAGUCCAGAGAGGAUGCAAUCUCCGCCGGAAGAAGUCUUCCACCGGAAUCAAGUUGAAAUGCUUCGUGACAGCCGCAACAGCGUCGAGGACAGUCGCAAUAUGUUUGUUGCUACACUCCCAGACAGUCGAAAUGACGAGCGCGUAAGGAGGGAUCAAGUGCCUAGCAAUGCGAUCUCCCCUGAGCCGCCAAUGAAUGGAUCGCGAGAGCAUGGCCAUUCAGGGCGCAUGAACGACAUCUUCCUGGACGGACAGCAGAAGCCUCCUUCACGUGGACCAGCCACUCCAGACAUCAACAUUCAGAACUUGCUUGCGGCACAGCGUGCUCAGAAGUCUCAGGCACAAGACAAGAACAGCCAAUUUUUACUCAACCUACUGCAGGAGAAGGGCUCGCACUCCGCAUCGCACCAAGCACAGCAGCAGCAAGCGCAACAGGCACGGCAGGAUGGCUUUCCCCUCUGGCUCGACCAACCUCCCAACGUACCACAAGAACCGCAUGCGCCGAAGCCGCGCGGUGCGCCUCCGCCACCGGGAUUUAUUGACGAGCAAUUGCUUCGCAGUGGGCACGGAGAUCGCUCACGACAGGAGCAGCCGGCGAUGCCCGAACAGCGCUCGUCUCAGCGCGCACCACCGGGCUUCUACGAUGAACAGGCACUGUACUUCCAGCAGCAACAGCAGCAGCAGCAGCAGCGUCGCAACUUUGCCGAGCAACCCCAGCAACAUCCCCAACAGCAAGGUCCCGGAGGUCCAGGGCACACACGCAGAAUGAGCGGCCACCCCAUGCCGCCGCAAAUGCACAUGCCUCCCAUGCACCAAUUCCCUCCUCAAGGCCCACCGCCGGACUUCUUGCAGUCGCCUCAAGGCCCGCCUGGGCCAGGUGGCCAACCUCCGCCCCCAGGCUUCAAUCCUCAGUUCGCUCGCCACCCACCCGGCUUCCACGGGCCUCCAGGCAUGUUUCAGCAGCCUCCUCCACCGCAACCUCCGCCCCAGCAGCGGGGCGACUUUCCAGGUGGAAUGGUCUCGCCUCCGCCCAAUGUGCCUCCGGGUUUCUACGCUGGGCCGCCGGGCAUGCAUCACCCGCCGCCUCCGCCUGGCUUCAUGGGUAUGAGGAAUCCGAAUGAGGGUGUGCCUAGCAGGGGCUAUGAGGGACACGAUGGCGGAAUGGGGCCAAGACGCUAGUAUCGAUGGUGGUAGCAGUGCGUGGCUUUUGAGGAGGAAGUGU